Molecule: messenger RNA, 1242 nt
Organism: Rotaria sp. Silwood2
Lineage: Eukaryota; Metazoa; Rotifera; Eurotatoria; Philodinida; Philodinidae
Source: the annotation of a GenBank genome assembly
AUGUUAUGUUUAUGUUUAGACAACACUCGUUUAAUUCACAUAUUUCUUAAUCAAAUUUCAUCGCUUGUUAUCGAUUUUUUUCAAUGGAAAAAGCCAACUUUCACAGAAGAUGGCAAUGAAGAUAUGUUUGCAUGCAUUUUAACUGUAUUCUCUAAGUUACAAUAUUUCCAUUUUGGUCAAUCUCCAUCUCGAUAUCAACGAUUGUGGUUUACAAUUCCUCCAACUAUUUUCUCUUCAUUAUUGUUAGAAUUGCAUGUCCACGUCGAGAAUUUUACCGCUUGUCUUUAUUUACUUGACGGUCGUUUCGUUUCACUUCAAAGACUUUCUGUUGCUAUUUAUCGGAUAUUAUCUCCACAGAUAGUAAUCGAUAAUAAAAAACAACUACCCAACCUAAAACUUUUUUCGCUUCGUUGUGAACGGGAUACAGAUAAGUAUAAUGAAUUGAUUGUGCCACUUCUUCAUCGAAUGUCGAAUCUCGGAGAACUUGACUUACAUCUUGUAGUGUAUUGUGAGAAAAGAUUUAUUGAUGGUUAUGAUUUGAAAUACAAUAUUAUCAAUCAUUUAUUACGAUUAAAUAAAUUUGCAUUUAACAUACGAUCACGUCUGCCUCUAAACGAUCAAGUUUAUUUAUCAUCAAAUCAAGAUUAUCAACUUUCAUUCAAUGGCUUUAGAAAUAAUAAAAUUAUUUUAUGUGUUGAUUAUUUCUCAAAUCGCAAAGAAGGUCAAUGUCAUACUUAUUCAUAUCCAUACGAAGCAAAAUGUUAUGAAUCUAUUACAAAUAAUUUCCCAGGUGGAUUAUUUAAAUGUGUUCGCAAAGUCUCAUUAUACGACGAACGUCCUUUCGAAUAUGAAUUCUUUUUGAAAAUUGCUAAAUCUUUUCCAUUUAUGAGAAAAUUAACUGUAAACAAUGAUAAACCACAGAAGAACAAAUUUGAUGAACAAUCAAAAGAUGAUAAUCGACAUUUAUCAAUCAUUGAAUAUCCUCAUCUUACUUACCUUGAUCUGAAUUAUGCUCAUGAAGAUUAUGUCGAACAAUUUCUACUGGAUACGAAAACAUGUUUGCCAACAACAUUCAAACUGGAAGUUGACUAUGAAUCUAUAGAUCAGGUGACACAUAAUUUUACAAGAGAUGCAACUCGAAUCAAUUGUGCCAAAUUGCUUUUUUUAUAUAUACCUUCUGAAAUUCCAAUUUGGCAACAGCUAAAAGACUAUUUUCCUCUUACAAUAAUUCGUUCUUUUUAA